AUACUCUCAAGUUUGAUCACAUUUCUGACACCAUUCCUUGGGGGAACAGUUUAACGACGGUAUAACAAUCUUUUUUGAAGCGUCCGCGGUCUUGCUGCAAAGAAAACAAACGAGCUCUCUGACACCGUGCCUUUGAUGAUUUUAAUACAAGAACACCAGCUUUGAAGGUCAUUACAAAUUUCUAAAAAAAAAACAAGGGAGUACUGCGUCUAUUGCUGAACUGGACUUAAAACGAGGGUCUGGAAAUUUUUUAACUCAAUUCCAUGGAAAUGCAAAGCAAUGGAAGAAACUCCUCGGGAACUUAGCCGUCUUACUUCACCUUCUAGAUGCACAAGUCUUUAAUAAUUUUUAGUAAUCAAGGGGAAUUGAAGGGGAAUUUCUAAGACCUUGUACCAUGAAGAUUUGCAUCAUUUUGGCGGUCUUAUCCGCCUGUACACUCGCGCAGGAUCACGAAGACUCCAUCGGAACAGACGUCAAGCUCGGGCUUCUUAUCCCCUUUAGACACGUGCGUGAGCUUGGCAACUCUUUCCACGCGGGGGAGAACUACGCCUCCGCCAUGAGUAUCGCAGUGGAUGCAGUGAACAAGCGCAAGGAUCUGUUGCCCGGUCGUAACAUUUCCUUCAUAUGGAAUGACACAAAUUGUGAUGAGUUGAAUACCAUUCGUGCACUGGUCUAUCAGUUGAAUGCUGGCGUGACGGCGUUCAUUGGUCCCGGAUGUACGUGUAACACGGCGGCGAGAAGCGCUGCUGCCUUCAACAAAUCCAUGAUAUCAUAUAUGUGCAGUAGCCCGGAAGUGUCAAACAAGAAGCUCUACCCCACCUUCGCACGUACCUUCGCCGUGGAUACCGUCCUGGCACCUACCGUGCUUUCUCUGUUAAGGUAUUUCUCGUGGAAGCGGGUCGCCAUCAUCUACGAGAACGUCACCAAGUGGAUAGAGAUGAAGGAGACGCUUAUCAAGAAGCUUAAAGAAGAAGGCAUCACUGUGGCGCUGGAUCUCAUGAUGAGCCCAUCAGCUAUCUACACGCCACAGAACCACUCGGCGUACUACAAGAACCUUGUCAAACGGAUAAAAGAAGAGGCGAGAAUCGUUAUCUUCGUAACGGAGUUCUUCCUGGCGCGCGAGGGAAUGCUGCACGCGUAUGACGAAGGGAUGCACACCGGUCAGUACGUGUUCAUUAUGUUCGUACUGGACCAAAGCCUCAUCAGCGUGUACACCAAGAGUCCAUUCAAAUGGCUUUUCAGUAGUUACAAGUCAACACUCAAACGCUACCAUCACCUGCAGAAAGCGUUUGAAGCAGUGUUCAUUUUGGCGGUCAAGAGUCCGAAAUCUGAUAACUACACUGCCUUCAAAAAUGAACUAAAGGCGCGGUCACCUGACCACCCGUUCUACAGCACUGUCUAUCAGGGAUACCUGUGGCAUAAAAACAAUAAUUUCCCCGCCAAUAAAACAGAGCCUCCUAUAUACGGAGCGUAUCUGUAUGAUGCAGUUUAUCAGUUUGCGUAUGGUCUAAACAAAACCUUGGCAAUGGGAAUCGAGCCGACAGGACAAGCGAUCAUUGAUCAGCUUCGAGGACUGCAGUAUGACAGUGUGCUCGGAUACAAGGUUCAUUUCAACAUGCAAGGAGAUGCCGAGUUCAACUUCACGCUGAUGGACCUCCAGUGGGGCGGAGGUCAGCCGUUCCCGCCACUCGUCCCAGUUGGCGACUUCCAUAUCGUUUACAGCAACAACUCCAAAAUGGGAAAGCAAGUAUUCGUGCCUUGGUAUAACCAUUCCAUUCACUGGCCAAAUAAUAAGGGACCCCCCAAGGAUUCGCCCGAGUGCGGCUUCCACGGAGAACUGUGUCCUUCAAAGAAGGAGGACGAUGUCAAGAUGAAGAUUAUUGCUGGGGUGUCCGGUGCUCUUGCUCUUCUCUCGUUACUACUCCUCCUCAACAUUUACAGGCAAUACCGCCUUGAAAGUGAUCUGAAAAGCCUUCUUUGGAAAAUUGACUUUAAUGAGCUGUGUUUCGAGAAGAAAAGGAACUCCGUCACAUCCCUCGCAAGCUGUUUCGGCAUGGGAAUGAGGGAAAAUAAUGUGCUUGAGCCUCUUCUUGAUGGUGAGGAUCUGGAGGCUGAAAUGUGUAAACACACUGCAGUAGGCAUCUACAAGGGUAACCUCGUCGCUGUCAAGCGAUUGGCCAAAAAGAGCGUGGACCUCACGAGGACAGUACUCAUGGAGCUAAAACAGAUGCGGGAUCUGAGACACGACAACUUGGCUCAGUUCAUGGGCGCAUGCGUGGAAUCUCCCAAUAUCUGUAUCGUGGUUCAGUACUGCCCCAAGGGAAGCGUGCAGGAUAUUCUGCAAAAUAAAGAUGUGAAGCUGGACCACAUGUUCAUUGCAUCUCUGGUGUCCGACAUAGUCAGGGGCAUGGCGUUUCUGCAAAGCACGGACCUGAAAUCUCACGGAAAUCUAAAAUCGUCAAACUGCUUGGUAGACAGCCGUUGGGUGCUUAAGAUAACAGACUACGGCUUAUCAACAUUUAGGGCCAAGCAAACCAAGACUUACCCCACGGAGUCUGAUUACUACAGAGAUCUGCUGUGGGUGGCGCCCGAGAUCCUGAGACUCCCCUCGAGACCCGCGCGAGGCACACAGAAAGGCGAUGUGUUCAGCUUCGCGAUAAUCCUCGAGGAGUUUCACACUCGCGAAGAACCGUACAGCGCUAGCUACAUGGAGCCUAAGGAGAUCGUUCGUCGAGUUCAGAAUGUCGAGUUCCCGCCUUUCCGCCCCACCGUCCCGGUGCUUAUAGCAGGGGUGGAAGAGCUUCGAGAGCUCAUGAAGCAAUGCUGGGACGAGAACCCUGACAUGAGGCCUGACUUUAACGAGAUCAAGAAGAUCAUGAACAAAAUACUCGUCAAUAACGGAAUGAAAACCAAUAUUUUUGAUAACAUCUGCUACAUGAUGGAGAAGUACGCGGACAGCCUCGAGGAGCUGGUCAUGGAAAAGACAGGCCAACUUAUCGAAGAGAAGAAGAAGACGGACGCACUGCUGGAACGCAUGCUGCCCAAGCCCGUGACAGAUCAGCUGAAGCGCGGUAAAUCCGUAGAGGCUGAAAGUUUCCACGAAGUGUCAAUCUACUUCAGUGAUAUCGUGGGUUUUACAGAGCUAUCGGCAGAAAGUUCGCCACUACAGGUGGUCAGUUUACUUAACGAUUUAUACACGCUAUUUGAUGACAUUAUCAGGGAAUAUGACGUUUACAAGUGCGCUCCUUCUGCCCGGCAGGUGGAGACCAUCGGAGAUGCCUACAUGGUGGUCAGCGGACUUCCCAUCAGAAAUGGAAACCGUCACGCGGGCGAGAUCGCCAAGAUGGCGUUACACCUAAUUGAGGCCGUCCAGACGGAGUUUAUAGUGCGUUACAAGCCAACGUACAAGCUCAAGUUACGAGUGGGAAUACACAGUGGGCCUGUAGUUGCUGGAGUUGUCGGAAAUACAAUGCCAAGAUACUGUUUAUUUGGCGAUACUGUAAACACCGCUUCAAGAAUGGAAUCGAACGGGGAAGCCCUUAGAAUACAUAUCAGCGAGGACACCAAACGGAUACUGGAUCAGUUGGGAGGCUUCGUCGUGGAGGGGAGGGGUGAAGUUUAUCUCAAGGUGAGAAGACGACAAAGAGACGGUGUUUUAGCGUGACUCAAAACAAGGAGUCUGUUUCUGAUAGAAGACGGUGUUUUAGCGUGACUCAAAACAAGGAGUCUGUUUCUGAUAGAAGACGGUGUUUUAGCGUGACUCAAAACAAGGAGUCUGUUUCUGAUAGAAGACUUGCGCUAAGAAAUCACGUGACUGUUUGGGUGGCAAACUAGCGCGCGCUCAGGCUUUUAGCGGCAAAAUAACAACAACAAAAAAAGCAACUUAUUCAGCGCUUACAGAUAAAGAGAGUUUUAUAUUUUCAGGAAAAUGGCUUAUUUUCAUUUGAAGAUUUUAUUUAUUCGACGGGCGUUGUCAUUUCUGUGUUUAUUUUUGCAUGCUUGAAUUUGCCAUCGCAAAUGUCACAUGAUCCCUUAGCGCAAGUUCCAUAAUAUUCUGAAUUAGCAUCAAAGCGUUCAGGCGCGUAGCCCCGAUUUGCUACAGCGAAUGCGCAGGAGCUUAAGUUCUAUAAGAGAGUGUAAUACAUUGAUUUAGGCUCCAAACCAUAUCUUUGCUUAUUUAUAAAUAUGAGGCACGGCUGCUUGUGUCGCUAUCGAUGACGUUUAUAAAUAACUAUAUCUUUGAACUCGAACUUAACAAAGCUACAUAUGCAUACAUUCAAAUUUCUGACGAUGUCUUUUGCAUAUUUCUUGCCGUCUUAAAUCUUUGCUGAAUGCUCGAUGCCUGGUUACCUAAGCGUUUCUAUAAGUUAAAUACAUAAUUACAUAUAACCUCGAGUUAUAUACUCAUCCUAUCAUUAUUCACUAAACAAACAAAUAUAUACGAUUUACGAUGUUUCCGUAUUUUGCGGGUAAGGAAAGUAAACAGGAAAAACUCAUUAUAUUAAGCUUACAAUAUUGGCGGUCUUUGCUUACUCUUCGGACUAUGAUUAAAAAAAAAAAAAAAAGAA
Messenger RNA from Nematostella vectensis (starlet sea anemone), 4568 nucleotides. Its product is annotated as atrial natriuretic peptide receptor 1. Gene Ontology annotation, molecular function: ATP binding; guanylate cyclase activity; protein kinase activity. Gene Ontology annotation, biological process: intracellular signal transduction; receptor guanylyl cyclase signaling pathway; protein phosphorylation. The transcript is spliced from 25 exons. The record is from RefSeq and is a predicted model, not a curated record. Bases 395 to 3664 code for a protein of 1089 amino acids. NCBI's taxonomy places the organism in Eukaryota, Metazoa, Cnidaria, Anthozoa, Actiniaria, Edwardsiidae.